Messenger RNA from Ceutorhynchus assimilis (cabbage seed weevil), 2325 nucleotides. The record is from the annotation of a GenBank genome assembly. NCBI's taxonomy places the organism in Eukaryota, Metazoa, Arthropoda, Insecta, Coleoptera, Curculionidae.
GCGGAACAGGACGUAGCAGGAAAUAUCAAAUUCCUCCUGCCCUUUAAAGGGAAAGGGACAAUAUGGGUCAUAUUUCUCCUGCGGUCUGCAGUUCCAUAAGAAAAAUUCGAAUGUAAUAUUGAGAUAAAUGCGGCAAAAGUUCUGUUUUUGGCACUAGCAGGAAAAAACAAAUAUUUACCUACCAAAAAUGAAUGGUGAAAAUGGAGCCAGUUCCCCACAAAGUGAACCGAAACCACCCAAAAUUUCUAACCCAACCAAAAACGACGAAAAACAACGACUACUGGAAUCUGAACAUCAUGCCGUUGAGUCCAUGGUCGAUAUGGGCAACGUCAAUUCUGAUGAUGACAUGCUUUGCAACCGAAACAUUGAGCAUCCAACCAGUAAUUUCGACACAAUGGUGCAUUUGUUGAAAGGAAAUAUUGGAACCGGAAUCUUAGCUAUGCCAGAUGCUUUUAGAAAUGCUGGAUGGGUUAUUGGGCUGUUUGGUACCAUGACAAUGGGAAUAAUCUGCACCCAUUGCAUGCACAUGUUGGUAGAAUGUUCAAGAGAGCUAAGUAGAAGAACCCAAACGCCUUCGUUGAACUUUUCUGAAGUUGUUGAAGCUGCUUUUAAGACUGGUCCUGAAUUUUUACAGAAAUAUGCUAAAUUGGCAAAGUUGAUCAUAAAUGUUUUUCUGUUUUUGACCCAACUUGGUUUUUGUUGCGUCUAUUUCGUAUUUGUGGCUGCAAAUCUGCAGGAGGUAGUCAAACAUUAUUAUGUUGAUGUUCCUGUUUAUUGGUACCUCAUAAUACUCUUAGUGCCGCUAGUUCUACUAAAUUGGGUGAAAAGCCUCAAGUACCUCACCCCAACAUCUCUAUUUGCCUCCAUAAUCAUGUCGUCAGGAUUGAUAAUCACUUUCUUCUACAUGCUGCAAGGCCUUCCUGCAGUUACAACUAUGAGCGCGUUUGCAAGUUGGGGCCAGCUGCCUUUAUAUUUUGGAACUGCUGUUUAUGCUUUUGAAGGGAUUGGAGUUGUUUUGCCUCUGGAAAACAACAUGAAAAACCCUCAAGACUUUGGUGGUUGGAAUGGAGUACUCAAUCGAGGAAUGAUAGUAGUGGCUAUUUUAUAUACAGCUGUAGGAUUUUUUGGAUACUUGAAAUAUGGCGAUAGAGCUGUAUUGGGGAGUGUUACUUUAUUGUUGCCUGCAGAUGAAGUAUUGGCACAAUCAGUUCGACUUAUGAUGGCUACCGCAAUUUUCCUCUCCUACAGCCUACAGUUCUACGUACCAUUCAACAUAAUCUGGCCUACAAUUGAAAACCACAUCACAGACGAAAAAACUAAAAAUUAUGCAGAAUACAUUACUAGAACAGCUUUGGUUUUUUUAACAUUUAUUAUUGCUAUAGCUAUUCCUAAUUUGGGAGCAGUUAUUUCACUAGUGGGUGCUUUUAGUAGUAGUGCUCUGGCAAUGAUUUUUCCACCUUUAGUGGAAAUAAUCACAUUUUGGCCCGACAAAUUCGGGAGAAGCGAUUGGCUGUUGUGGAAAGAUAUUGCUAUAGUGGCUAUUGGAUUUUUAGGAUUCUUGACCGGGUCUUAUGUUAGUAUUUUGAAUAUCAUAUAUCCAGAAACUACAAAAUAAGUAAGGGAAUGUCAUCAAAGAUAUUUAUAUUUAUUUAGCUGCAGUAGUAAUUAGAGCAAUUUAAAAUUGAAUAUAUUUCCUUAUUUUUCUGUGAUAAAUAAUUAUCAAAUUAAAAAAAAUAAUAAGUGUGAUUUGAUAAAAAGAUCAAAGAGAAUAUCAUUAAAUUAUUCUAAGGUGAUGAUGGUCGUACCUAAUUAUUGAAUAUUAUUCUAAAAUAAUGAAUGAUCAAUGUAAGAAAGACAAUAAUCUAUUCCAUAAGUUUGAAAAACCUAAAACUUUUACUAUUUUUCGAUAAUCAAUGUUUUUAACUGAUUUCUUAUUGAAAUAUGAUAACUUUAUAUAACAUAUUAAUUUAUCUAUUUCUAGCUAUUAUAAAAAAAUGCAUUUGUAUGUCUAGUCAUAAUUAUUUAUGUAUAGAAAUAGGAAAACUCAUACAAUGGAUUUCGUGUAUAGAUAUAUCUAGAUUUCUGAUAUAGUCAAAAAAUGUAAAGAAAAUAUCUGUUAUUUUAUACACAAUAUUAACAAAGUUAAAAAUAAAUAUUGUGUGUGAAAAUCGUUCACGUUUAGUAGUUGAUGCUUCCUUGUAAAUAUUAAAUUUAAAUGAGUGUGAAUAAUGUAGUUGUAUCAGUAUUUUUUUUUUUGUUGCAUGUAAUUUAUGGUCUUUUGUUAUAUAUUUUUUUAAGUAAAAUAAAUGUGUUUGAAUCCUCUAA